UAAGGCUAUUUGGGAAUUCAUGGGCCCUGGAGCGGCAGCCGGCGCCCUCAGGAUUUUCAGAGAUUACAAACGUGUAUUUUAGGCAUUUUAGAAUUGGGAACUACCUCGGGAUGGGAACUGGAUCAAAGUCUUCUUUGCCAAUUUAAGAACCAAACUUUUUAUUUAAAUUUAUUGGUCUUGAUUUAUCUGAUAUUUUAGAAGUAAUACUUAUUUGUUCUUGAUAAAAGUAAGAAUUUUUAAGGGAAUUCCCUUCAUAAGUCCUCGAAAGGGCUAAAAUAUGACUUUAGUGCUAAGAUUCCCUAAAAUAAGCCAGGGAGUUGCUCUCUAUUAAGCUAUAAUGAGUAAUCCUUGAUUUUAAGCUACUUGGCAUUCAAUGAUGGCAUAAGCUGAUUUAAGUCGAUAUAUUGUCAUUUUUAUAGCUCCAAAUUUAUUUUAUGGGUUUACUGUCCUACCUAGUCGAUCAGGUAGCUACUAAGACUAGUGAUUUUGCCAUUUCAUCAAAAGGUAGGUAGGAAGGCAUAGGCUAAACUAGAAAUAGGGUGAACCAAUCGUUAGUAUGCGUGAGUAAUAGAGGCCAUAUUAUCUCUAAGUGCUAGACUUCAUUUAUGACCAAGUUAUGGUCGGUCACGGUAACUGGUGUUUUGUCCCAUUCUCAAAAGUUUUGUAGUGGUGUUUUCUUUGUUUGGUAUGGAUUUAAUCCUAAUUUUUUAAUAUUACUAGCUGCUUUUAUUAUACAUGUUUUGGGAUUCGAGCAUGAAGGGAUGAAGGUAAAUCAAGAGAGCACUUUAGUGAGGUCUAGUUAGCCUUAGAACUAUCUUUUUCAGUUGUUUAUUUCAGCUUACUUAAUUUUUUCCAUCUCAUAAAGAUCAUGGGUUGGAGCAGAGCACUACAAGUUCUGCUUCAGCAAACUUUCUGUGUGGUUUGGAGCAGGAAUAAAAUUUAUUCAGAUUGGUUUGUGGGUUUUGAGCCAAUAGAAAUUCAGCAUUAGACCACUGGCCAGCAUCUUAAUUUGAAUUUUUUGACCUUCUUGGAUUACCUAGAUUAAGAAUAACAUGAUGCAGCGGGGGAUAGGUUAUGUGAGUUUAAACCCCAAUAAAAUAUUUGAGAAAAUAAUCCAGAUUUUCAUGAUUGCUCCUAAGUAAAAAUCUUGGUGAAUUUGGCCAAACCAUAAGGAAGCUGUGAAGAGAGUUACAAGGUGUGACCUCUGUAGCAAAGUCUUUUUGAAAUUUCCUGCUACAGAGUUUAGCAGCUCCUCCAAAUUUCGAAGAUCUUUGUCUCAGUUUUGAGUGAAUAAUUGGUGCUAUUUCAAAAAUAUUUUAAAUUAAUGAUUUUUCUAGGAGAAAAGUCAAGAGUAGAAUUGAUAAGUAAGUUUGGUGCCAAACCACUCCUCUGCAAUAAUCCUUGAAGCUCAAAUUAGGCUGCUUCAACCUGUGGCUUAUAAAAACUCUCCUAACACUGCUAUAGCAGACCUAUUAAGAAGAGUACAAGGAACUCUAAGCUGAAAAGCUCGAGUGAGAUAAGCAUCAGUUACGGGUUUUCAAAGACAAAAUCCUCAUAUCUGUCCCAAUUCAUCACUAAGAAUGCUUACAAAAACAAGAGCAUCAAGACUUCGAGGAAAAAGAAGGACUCUGGGAAAAGCAUGAAUUUUAUAACUCCGCCCUCAAAGAUUAAUUUUUCGCUGAACAAUGGUAAAAUUGACAUGAAAUUACAAAAACUCAGUGAAAAAGUCUUUGCAUCGCCUACAAAGGGUAGGCAUCGGAGAACCAGGUCUACCAUCACGCCUGAAAUGCUUGGAAAUUGUCCAAUUCCACACUUAAAUCAUGAAGAGAAAGCACCGAAGAAGCCACCUCAGGAGUUUUCUAAGCAAAAGAAAAGGAAAGCUAAUAAGACGAAUAUCGUCACAUUCUCUCCGAUUCUGGAAGAGGAAAACUAUGAUAAUGUGAUAGUCAAGACAUGAGAAGAGGACGAAAAGGGUGAAAUCAAUGGGCCUAGCUACAUUGAUGCCAUCAAAUUUGCCUCUGUAUAUAAUACCCAGGCUGACUCCCAAGGCUCCCAAGCUCUUGAUGACCAAAUGAUCAAGGCUAAGAUGGAUAAGAUUAAUGAAUACAGGGACAGACUUAGAAGAAAAUCUGAGAUUCUGAGCAGAAAUGUCAAGAAGGAGGAGAGGUAUAAUGUGAAAAAUACAUCAUCAAAGGCUGAAUCUGGUAUUGCAGGGUCUUCAACACGUGAAUCACAGAACUAA
This is a messenger RNA of Moneuplotes crassus, 2242 nucleotides long. The record is from the annotation of a GenBank genome assembly. NCBI's taxonomy places the organism in Eukaryota, Ciliophora, Spirotrichea, Euplotida, Euplotidae.